This is a messenger RNA of Penicillium atrosanguineum, 999 nucleotides long. RefSeq lists its product as uncharacterized. Lineage: Eukaryota; Fungi; Ascomycota; Eurotiomycetes; Eurotiales; Aspergillaceae. The coding region runs from base 1 to 999 and encodes 332 amino acids. The record is from RefSeq and is a predicted model, not a curated record. The transcript is spliced from 5 exons.
AUGGCUCAGAUCUUUCUCACUGGCGCCUCGGGCUACAUUGGUGGGGACGUUCUCCACGUCCUCAAGUCGACACACCCCGAAUACCAAUGCAGUGUUCUCUUGCGUGAUAGCGCCAAAGCAGAUGCCGUCUCCAAGGCGUAUCCCGAUGUUCGAAUUAUCCUUGGUGACCUGGAUAAUGUUGCAUUGAUUGAGGAAGAGGCGGCGAAGGCCGAUGUGGUCGUUCAUGCCGCGAGCAAUAGUCACGUAAAAAGUGCCGAGGCCAUUGCUCGCGGCCUGGCCAAGCAUACUGGUCCCAAGCCUGGUUAUUGGAUCCAAGUUUCAGGCGCAAGUGUGCUUUCAAUCUCGGACAUUGUGAGCGGCCGCUUCGGCGAGGGAUCCGACAGGGUCUACGGUGAUAUUGAAGACGCCAACGAGAUCCGUGAUAUCAUCAAACAGAACGCCGCCAAGCGCGUCAUGGACGACUACGUUUUGAACAAAGUCUCCGAUAUUAAGACUGCUCUUGUAUUCCCACCGAUUAUCUAUGGCCAGGGCAGAGGCCCCGUCAAAGGGCGGAGCGUGCAGAUCCCGGAGCUCUCCAGGAUUGCCAUUGAAACACGCGAGACCGUUCAGGUGGGCAAGGGGGAGAGUACCUGGAGCAAUGUCCACAUCGCCGACGUCGCCGACGUAUUCGUGAAGCUGAUUGAAAAGGCCAUCGACGGCAGUGAGGGUGAAUUUUGGGGCCAAAACGGUCUCUACUUCGUCGGCAACGGCAUGCUGAUCUCAAGUCUUGUCGCUGAGGCAGCUCACAAGCUUGGUCUGACAGACUCACCGACUGUGAAGACCAUCAGCGCCAGUGAAGCGAACGCCCUAUGGGCCCCCGCCAGCGUGUUCUGCGGUACCAAUGCCUGCCAGAAAUCAGAACGAAUUCGGCGUCUGGGAUGGGUUCCCCAGGGACAUUCAAUUGAGAAGGAGAUUCCGUUGACAGUGCAAGCGGAGGCGACUCGAUUGGGGAAACUGUAG